AGUGGAUGGUAAACUAUGAUCCCUACUAAACGGGCAUCGUCAUUAUCUUCUCUAAGUCCCGUGGUUCUAUUCUACUGAGCAGUUGUUUGGGGUUAGUUUUUGUGUAUCUCUGCCGAGCAUUUACCCGUCCCUAUCUUUUUCUUUCUUCCGGUUUACCCUUUUCGGAAGGGGGAUAGGACAGUGGUGUUUUUCGUUGUGUUGUUGAGCGGGGGGAUGGGGAUGGGGAUUCGGUCACAGUAGUCGCACAUGCUUACCUUUCGCGGCGUUACUUACUUUACCCAUUUAUCCACCCUCCCCCCUUCCCCCCCUUGCUACCAGGGCUACGUAUGGCUAUUGCCUCAUGCGGAGAUGAGUUCCCGAUUGGGUAUAUGGUGCUUUUACUUACUUACUUACUUGCUUGCUUACUCCAGUUUUAUCUAUCCAUUUAUAUAUCCAUCUAAACCAUUGUUUGGAUGUGGUUUUGGAGUAGGCUUACGACAAUCGCAGCGUUUGAGGAAGUAAUAAUAGUUGGUUGCUGAACGUGUUGGUAUGUAUGUAUGUAUGUAUUUUGACGCGCGCGUAACUCCGUAUGAAAUGUAAGGUUGUAUGUAUCGAUCGGAAUACAUGGCUUUGUUUGCUG
This is a messenger RNA of Aspergillus welwitschiae, 619 nucleotides long. RefSeq lists its product as uncharacterized. The transcript has a single exon. Lineage: Eukaryota; Fungi; Ascomycota; Eurotiomycetes; Eurotiales; Aspergillaceae. The coding region runs from base 247 to 501 and encodes 84 amino acids. The record is from RefSeq and is a predicted model, not a curated record.